This is a messenger RNA of Mya arenaria, 6110 nucleotides long. RefSeq names its product phospholipase DDHD1-like. Lineage: Eukaryota; Metazoa; Mollusca; Bivalvia; Myida; Myidae. Gene Ontology annotation, cellular component: cytoplasm. The transcript has 15 exons. Bases 114 to 2273 code for a protein of 719 amino acids. Gene Ontology annotation, molecular function: metal ion binding; glycerophospholipase activity. The record is from RefSeq and is a predicted model, not a curated record.
GCUAGGAACAAAGUUCGAAGUCGCUUCAAUCAAUAACAAACAGCUGCUACAACAUCCAUGUAAACAUGGUAUAAAUCAUGUGACACGGUGUAAGGAACCAACACAUAGGAACUAUGAACUUUUCAAGUCCAGGUGACGGUAUAAAUUCGGACCUAAAUGGUGAAUCCCCCGGAUAUUUUCACGAAAGAUUGUACCCGUCCGUGGAUUCUUUGAUAAAUUCAGAUUCAUUUGAAGAAAUAGACAGUGAUACCAACUCCAUAGCAGAGUCAGUUGCAAGCCUAGGAACUCCUCCAAGGUGUAGGAAAUACUUGUACCCGAAAAAGGAAUAUGUUGAUCAUUUACAGCCUGAAGAAAUUAGGUGGUUCUACAAGAGAGAGGGUGAUAAGAAAUGGCUACCUUUUAUUGGUUAUGACUCCUUACGAAUUGAAUGUAGGUACAGAGUUCAACAGCAGAAUGGGACUGAUGGACUGUCAGAAGCGGAAAUUGCUGACUUAGAUCUUAUCCUGGUUCGCGGUGGAUUGUAUGAAGUUGAUGUUCCUAAUGCCAAUUGCAAACCAGUUUAUUGGUCAGGUGAUCAAUACAAGAUCAUGAGAGGCACUUGGUUCUAUGACCAGACCUGGCAACCUGUUGAAGAAGGCUUUGCUACGCAGAUUGAAACAGAAUACCUAAGUACAUUCCUUGGUCACAGACUUGAUGAGAUGUCGAAAGCUCCAGUGAAAGGACCCAGACCUGUGGUACUGAACAUCAGAUUCACUGAUUUCUACAUUGAGUGGAAUUCCCCUGUGGAUGCCUUCAUGUUCAGUGAUUCUGCCUCGUCUCGAUUGAUAAGAGCAGUUGGCCACAAACUUGGUGUCCAAAAGACGGGAAGUCGCGUUCACCGAGGCUACUGCUUGGAGGCGAUGAUGGAUGACAAGCCUACAGAUAUAUCUCAUCUCAUAUUUGUGGUCCAUGGUAUUGGUCAGAAGAUGGACACAGGGCACAUUGUUAGAUGUGCACAGGAAUUGAGGGAUAGAAUGCAUUAUGUGACUGCUAAACUUUUCCCAAACUUUGAACAUAAUGAGAACCGGCGAGCUGAAUUUCUUCCAGUUGAAUGGCGGUCUUCUUUAAAACUAGAUGGAGAUACAGUAGAAUCACUGACUCCUCAAAAGAUGCGAGGUAUACGGACAAUGUUGAAUGCAAGUGCCAUGGACGUGCUAUACUACUCAAGUCCUCUCUAUAGAUCAGAGAUAACUCGAAGUUUAGAAGCUGAGUUAAAUCGUCUGUAUAAAAUGUUCUGUGAGCGCCAUCCAUAUUUUGAACCAAAUGGAGGAAAAGUCUCAAUUGUUGCACACUCCUUAGGAUGUGUUAUAACGUAUGACAUCAUCACGGGCUGGAACCCUAUCACUUUGUAUGACCAGUAUGUCUCAUCAGUCAUUGACGAGGAGAGGGAGCAGGCUGGAGGAUCACAAGAGGUUCAGUCAGAGCUGGACAAGGCAAAACACAGGGUGAAUGAGGUCGAGUCUGUAUUGAACAACAUUCACAAUAAACAACUACAGCAAUCCCCACCACUGUCAUUUGAGGUGGAGAACCUGUUCUGCCUGGGAUCUCCCCUGGGUGUGUUUCUAGCCCUGAGGGGGGUGCGUCCCCAGGCUAAGGGCACGUUAGACCACAUCAUUCCAAAACACAUCAGCACCCGCCUCUUCAACAUCUACCAUCCCUCCGACCCUGUUGCCUACAGACUUGAGCCUCUGGUGCUAAAGCAUUACUCGACAGUGCAUCCCUUGGUCAUACACCGGUAUGACACUGCCGACAAAACACCAUACACACAGAUACAGUCAAAGGCGUUUGCUGCUUUUCAGGGCUCCAGUGAGGUGUUGUCUGAGAAGGCUGAGACAGACAGUGUGGACAGUGCAAGUUGUUCAACUGCAUCCAAGGAGAGCUCCCCUACCCGGAAACGUAUUGCUCUCAAUACAGUUGGUGGCUGGUUUAACAGUAUAACCAAGAGCAUGAGUAUGGAUGAAGAAGGCAUGUCUGCGGAACUCAAGAUGUUCAACCGGCUAGAAAAGGAGGCGGAGAAACGAGACCCAACCCCUCUUAUGGCCAAUAGCCAUGACAACAUUGAUCACACAGACUUGGAAUACCGUUUGGAUUACACUCUACAAGAAAGUGGUGGAAUCACGCGGGGUUAUAUCUCUGUAGUAACCUCCCAUACCUCAUACUGGACCAAUCGUGACAUAGCUUGCUUCAUUCUCACUCAAUUACACCCCUCCCUGCAGGAGAAGCAGUUACCUUGAAACUUUUACAUUGAAAUUGUGACCUUCACCCUGAGUGACCUUUUACACAGUGGCUUUCAACCUGUGACCUUGAACCUGUGACCUUCAACCAGUAACCUUGAAAAUACCAUGUUUAAACAAAUACCUCUUAUCCCUGACCUUCACAUAGUGAUCUUGAAACUAUGAUCUCUGGUGUUCUAUCCUUUGCUUUGUCACGUAUUGUGAGUUUUAGGGUUGUCAUUUUUAAACUGAAUCUUUUUCCUUUGUUUUUUUAUCUUGCCAUUGAGAUGGAUUUCAUGAAAAUGUAGAACUCAGAAGGUUAAUGUUAUACUUUUGUCUGUGACAUAUUGGAGAAAUAUGAAGUGCUUCCAAAUGUUUGCCUAAAUUUAUAGUGUGAACUGUUAACCUAUUGCUGUUGUCUGACUUACAAUAUAGUUCAACUUUUGUAAUAAAUUUUAAUGAAUUAUUGAAGAAGUAACAUCAUGAGCAUUGAUAUGGCUAUGUAAACAUACAUGUAGGAUUUAAAGUGUAUUACUUACACCUAAGUCUGUACAAUAAUGAAACUUUGUUAAAACACUAGGCCCCAAUAUCACGAAAAUACUCAAGUCAAAUCCCUAUCACUCUCUCAACUCAAAUAACAGCAUCAUAUGAUUUAAAAUCCCAUUUUCUCAUUUAUUAUGUUGAGAAAAAAAGAGAAAAAAGUUGAGAUCGAGAUUUGACUUAAGUAUUUUCGUGAUAUUGGGGCCAGUUAAGGUAUUGUAAUAGCCUUGGUGUCAUUGUGCAAAAGUUUGGCCAUAUCUAAAUAACUGUUCAAAAUAUUUAUGCAGAACCAAAAGUUGUACACAGGACAAACAUAAUGUUAACAAGGAUGAUAUGCACAUGUGAACCAAAAGUCACAACUCUUAACUUUUGAUAAUUGUUAGGUUAUGCUUCUUAUUGGCUGAGAAAACCCUCCAGACAAGUGUUGGCAUGGUGUUACAGAUGUCUUGUAGGUGAUGCAUCACAAGCAUCAUAGUGAUAUCAAUCAGUAAAACAUCAUCACAUGCAAGAGUGAUAAUUGAUAGUCAAAUUUUAAUAUCUAAAUAAUAAAUAUAUCCGGUAAUUGAAACACCAUCUUGUGCACAAGUGAUAAUCAAUAUUAAUUUAAAUAUUGGUGAAAUAAAUAAAUCUUUCUUUACCUUCAUAGUCAUUCCUUAAAGUAAUAUUGUAGGAGUUUCCAAGCUUCAUAUAUAUAUAUGUAUAUUUUAUUCCAUCCUUGUAUGUUAUAUCAAAAUUGUCUGAAUAUUUGUUUUUACAUUUUAGGGUUUUCAAUUGUGAUCAAAGGAAAGGUUGUUUUUAUUUGUCAAGUUUAGCAUUAUUACGACUCAUUCCAGAUAGUCAUAUGAUACCAUCACUGGAUUGCAAUAAUGGAAUCAUUUACAUGCUUCUCAUGUGUUUCAAGAGAUGCUUACGAGUUUAUUCUAGAAAAAAGGAUUAUUUUUGUAUGACAAUCGAUAUUGCUGUGAUGUAAAACUAUUCCAUUUGCAUAAUGCAUCUUAUCUAUAUAGUGCAAUUGUAUGCAUUUGGUGACUUUUGUUGCUUGCUCACAUCUUAAUUAAACUCAUUUUUGUGGCUUGGCCAUUACAAACUCAUUGAUGUUCAGUUGUUAUUUAUCUAUAUUAACAUUGUUGUAUUUGUAAAGUUUUCAAUACUGGUAAAAUUGUUGUCAUUGUUUCAUAGCUUAGGAAAGUUUUAUAUAAUGUGUUGAUGAUGUGUUGUUGAAUUGUUAUUCAUUUUUUUCCCUUAGUUAAGGUGUUUGGUUAACAUUUUGAAGUAUAUAAUAUUAAUGUAUUAACAUAUUAAAUUUCAAGUAUAUAUUAUGUAAUCUUUCAUACAUAUUUAUUAUAAAUUUCUAUCUAGACCAGAUAAAAUAGUAUUUUUACAUUAUCAUCUCGACCGUCUUAAAAAUUAAUUAUUCUCUUUGCUUGUGGGAACUUUCGGAAAUCUAUCAGAGAUUUAAACAAACUUCAUUAUUGUUAAAAUGUUUGUACUGGUCUGUGUAGACGUCUUUGCUGGUUUAUUGUCUACAUUAUUCCAUGCUUAGCUUGUUAUAUCCAACUGUGAUAUUUGAUCAUUUUGUGCAAUAAACUGGAGUGGUCUCAUGUUAAGAUUUUUUUGCACUCAUUGAUAUACAUCUUUGAGUUUUUUUGUGUGUAGUUUUUGUUGUAGAUUGCUUAAAACAUACAUUUAAGUGGACAUUUUGUGCUUUUUAUUUUUUUGCAAAGUCAAUGUAGUUAUAUCUUGAUAAGGAUAAAAAGCUAUUAAUUUAACUUGAUGAAAAUGAUUAAAUUCAAAAUAAAACACUUAGUUUAAACUUAUUUAACUUUAUAACGAUUGUGAAACAAGCGAUUGCAACUUGAAAACACUUGAAGUAAAGUCAUGAUGAUUUAUUAUGAACAUUUACACCUUCAGUUUUGCUUUGGUAUGAAAUCAUUUACAGUUUGGUUAACUUACACCUUCAGUUUUGCUUUGGUAUGAAAUCAUUUACAGUUUGGUUAACUUACACCUUCAGUUUUGCUUUGGUAUGAAAUCAUUUACAGUUUGGUUAACUUACACCUUCAGUUUUGCUUUGGUAUGAAAUCAUUUACAGUUUGUUAAUAGGUAGCUACCACAUUAAAUAAUUGAGCUAUUGAGGUUUUGGUGCCUGUGAAUAAUUCCAAUCACAGUGGGUGACAUGGUUUUGUACCAUGUUGUCCAUGACAACAUUCAAUAACUAGCAUGGUUUAAGUGACACAACUGCACAAUAAUAAUAACGGAAAGCUCCACCUACUUGUGACCAUUCCAAUUAAACACAAAUAAAACUCUCCAAUGUUGAACUUGUAGCCAAAAUGAUGGUAUAAUGGUAUUCAAAAAAUUAUCUCCUUUAUUUUGUUUGGAAAAUAUUAUAUUGCGUUCAAUAUAAAUGCUUUACAAAACCUGCCUUUUCAAUAGGACCUACCCUGAGAGUAUUAUGUGUUGUAAACAGUUAUACAGAACUGUUUAGCUGAAUGGUUGUAUAUUUUAAAUUACUCACUGUGAAUGCUUUGGUUAAGAAUUGUUAAGAUUUCUUUGACUAUACUUGUUGCUUGACCAAAGAUGAUUGAAUAGAUUUGACAGAUAUUUUUUUUACCUGUAAAUUACUGAGACCUGUAAUAGACUAGUAAUGUAAGUAUUCAUCAAAUGAAUGAAGAAGUUUAUUAGUUAAUGGGUUGUUACGAAGCUGAUUUUACUUGUCAGGCCAAAGAUGUUUAAUUUACUUUUUCCUAAAAAAAAAUCUCUGGUUUGCUUGUCAGAGUUGAAGAAGUUUUUUAUGUAGAUUAGAAAUUAAAAUAGAUUUUCAAUGAUUUCUUUUUUUUGAUUUUUUUUCUUUUGAAUUACUAGAUUUUAAGGAAAGCCAUACAUCUUAAUACAAAAUUGCUACUGGUAAAGUUUCAUUUUAUAGUUACAAAUGUCAAGUAUAUUUUUCUGAAAAUAGGUUUUGUUGAUAUAGGCAUUAAGUUAUUUAAGAAACAUUCCUUACACAUUAAUACAAUUGCUAUGUAAUCAUAGUAAAAUUUUGUCCUUUUACUUCCCUUAAAUAUAUCCUAUUAAAAUAGUGGCUCAUUAUGGUGUUAUUCCAAAAAUUAAUCCUUGCAAAAAAAAUAUAAUAGUUAAUCGAUAUAAAUUAAACAUUUAGUGUAAUCUUGAUGUUAAUACCUUAAAUGCACUAAUUGAAUCCAAAUGAUGGAUGGCUUUCAGAAGAAGUGUAUGCAUUUAUGGAAUAUGUUGGACCAAAUAUGUUCGAGAAAUCUUUUUUUGUAUUAUUUGAUGCAAUGUUAAUAAAAAGUGGCAAAAUGGGAA